Alnus glutinosa is the source of this 1637-nucleotide messenger RNA. Its product is annotated as ankyrin repeat-containing protein BDA1-like. Gene Ontology annotation, molecular function: protein binding. Lineage: Eukaryota; Viridiplantae; Streptophyta; Magnoliopsida; Fagales; Betulaceae. The transcript is spliced from 2 exons. Bases 135 to 1481 code for a protein of 448 amino acids. The record is from RefSeq and is a predicted model, not a curated record.
AAAGUCAAGGUCUAGGUAGAAGUAUUCGUUGUUAUAAUAUGGAGAUCUAUUUCUCUUCCUGAUCAUUCCUGUGCUUUAUUUUUUGGUUCUUCUUUAGAAGGUUUUUGAUUCAGUAAAAAGAAAAAAGAAAAAAAAUGGAUCCCCGGUUGGUGGAGGCAGUGCGAAAAGGAAACGUCAUUGAACUACAGAAAUUACUUCAAGAGGACCACCUCGUACUUGAGAGAGGUUCAGUGGCAGUGUACCCUGAGACUGUCCUACACAUUGCAGCCAUGGGUGGGCAAACAGACCUUGUGAGGGAGCUACUGAAGCUUAAACCAGAUUUUGCCACCAGACUGGACAAGGACGGGUUUAGCGCAAUACACAUAGCCUCCGCCAAUGAUUUUGUGGAAACAGUGAGAGAGCUACUGAAGUUUAGCCGUGAGCUUGCCCGUCUUAACAGCAGCGAUGGAAGGACUUCCCUUCAUUGUGCAGCUGUAACUGGGAGGCUUCAUGUCAUUAGGGAAUUGCUCGGCUUUUAUCCCGGCUGUAUCGGAGACGUGACUCUAAGAGGCGAGACUGCGCUUCACCUAGCCGUGAAGUAUAACCAAUUUGAGGCCUUCAAAGCCAUGUUUGAUAUGCUCAGGCAGCUUAACAUACACGAAAUUCUGAGUGCUGGGGAUGAUGAUGGCAACACUGUCUUACACCUUGCAGUUGCUAGGAAGCAGAGUCAGACAGUGAAAUUGCUACUUGGUGGUGAUGGUAGCCAACAAGAAGCAGCCGGUGUGAAUGUGACCAACAAGAGUCGCUUCACUGCUUUGGAUGUGUCUGAUGUCGUACUCGUACAGGAAAUGGUGGGUGAACCCACUAAUUUCAUGGUCAGGGAUUUGCUUCUGCGCGCAGGAGCCUUAAGAGGGUCAGAAGUUGAAGACUUUGACACUUAUGCUCAAGUUCAUCACAAGCAGAUCUCGGUGACGGCUCUGCCUCCCCAGACUCUCUGGCAGUUCUUAUUACAUGAUAUUUCACUUCUAAACCCUUGGAGAAUUUGGAAAACGUUAACAGAGGAAGUGAAAAAGUCACCAUCACAAACUCAAAAUGCUUUGCUGGUUGUGGCUGUACUUAUCGCAACUAUAACCUACCAAGCCAUACUAAGUCCUCCCAAUGGCUUUUAUAGCGGCACAGAUUACUCUGCUGCUAAAAUAUCAGACAAUUUACAAGAAUUCAUUCCAUUCAUGGUUCCCACUUCUAUUGGGUUUUUUGCAUCGCUUGCCGUGAUUAUUUUGGUUAUGGAUGGGUUUCCACUCAAAGCAUUGUUGGGGAUCGCUGUGCGUUGCAUGGCUGCAAGUUAUAUUUGCGGGCUUUUGUUGAUUGGACCUACUGGUUUAAAUGCUUCUCAUUGGGCAAUGACAAUAAUAGGAAUAAUGGUCUUCAUGGACUUAUUUCGCUUCGGCUACUGGUUAGUCAAGAGAUGGUCCAAAGAAAUUAGAAACAGAAGAAGAAUGUAAUUAAUGACGUCCGAGAACCUUUUGUGUGCUUUCACUUUCACUUUGCUAUUUUCUAUUUCUUAGCUAAGUAGCUAUAGACUAUGUUAUGUUAGGGAAUAAGUUUAUGCAGCAAGUCAUCAAGUCAUGUCAUUCACAUCAGCCUGCACAGCAAGUCAA